This is a messenger RNA of Theobroma umbraticum, 3453 nucleotides long. Lineage: Eukaryota; Viridiplantae; Streptophyta; Magnoliopsida; Malvales; Malvaceae. The record is from RefSeq and is a predicted model, not a curated record.
UUCCAUUUUUUAUUUAUAUAUUGUUACUGUGUAUCUUUAUCUUCUACCAUAGAGGCCAGCUUUUAUUUUGUCCACCCAUGCAAUCUCUUUGGCCACAGCUUUAAAUUUCAGUAUCUGCAUUAUCAUCCUCAAAAUGACACCUGUUACAGUAGUGAAUCAGCUACACCACGUCUCUCCUCCUCUUCAGGUCCCCCAGGUUCCACUCUCUCUCUCUUUCUCUUAACUCUUGAGCCGCCAGUUUUUUCCUUACGAUUACCACAACUCAGCUGCAUGAGAAAAACUCUCUCCUCUCCUGAUCAGGCUCCCCAGUUUCCACUACUUUUUCUUUCGUCUUUAGUUCCUCACCUUGACAUACAGAUUCCUCUCUCUUUCACCCUUUCAAUAUUGAAUCUUCAUUUUCACCCUCACAUGCACUUCAUGGUAUGGGUGGGCAUGAAUAUUUUCUGCCUCUUUUGCUUUUUUCUUGUGUUUUGUGGCUGAAUUGUGUGGCCAUUUAGGACCCGGGGGACUGAUUGUUUUUUCGUGGCUGAAUUAUGGGACCCAUUUGGUCUCUUUGUAACAGGGGAUUAACAGCCGAAGGGAUGUUCUCUACCCUCAAUGAAAUGUUCAAGCCCUUCAAAAAAAAGAAAAAAAAGAAAAACAUAAUAUGCAUGCUUCUUCUUGUUUUGGGUACCCUUUUUCUUCACUCUCACACCACAUAAAAGAUUUAUUUUAUCCAAGUAGAUCUCUUUUGUAGGCCACCAAUUAACAAGUUCUUGAAUCUUUAUCUUCGUUUUCACACCUCCAAAUAUAUAUAUAUAUAUAUAUAUAUAUGCCUUUUCCUAUAUGUAGACAAUACAAGUUCGAUCUGUUUCUAUAUAUUUAUCUUCAUCCCUUUCAGUUAUAUAUAUACACAUUCGCCUAUCUCUCUCCCUCAACAAGCCUCGCUAGUUGUAGCCCCUUUGGACCUUUUAUCUUCACUUAUACACGUCUGUUGGAUGACCCUUUUGUCCCCAUGGCCAUACACACAAAGGAAUUUAAUUGAUUAGUUUCAGGAUCUACAUUUAUCUUGAAAUCUAUCAGGAGAUCAGAUAUAAAUAGUCACCAUCUCUCUUAUCUUAUUCUUUCCAUAGGUACCGCAUAUGGCAAAAAAAUUGGCUGGAACCUCGAGCAAUCUUCAUUUCCAUGACAUACCAGAUGUGAUUCUCUCCAACAUAUUCUCUUUGGUUACUGAUACUCGCACACGCAAUGCCGUGUCCCUUGUGUGUCUCAAAUGGCUCUUGCUUGAGCGCUCCACUCGGAAAUCCCUCACCCUCCGUGGCAAUACCCGUGAUCUCCUCCUCCUUCCGGCUUGCUUUCGAGCCGUUACCAACCUUGACCUCUCUUUCCUCUCCCCUUGGGGACACCCUCUUCUCGAUUCCUCUCCGAACCCUGUUCUUCUUGCUCAACUCCUUCGAAAUGCAUUUCCAUUAGUUGUUUCUCUUACUGUUUAUGUCCGGAACCCUUCAACGCUCCAUCUUCUAGCUCCCCUUUGGCCUAACUUACGAGAUGUUAAACUCAUACGUUGGCAUCAGCGUUUGCCUACACCUAUUGGCUCAGAUUUUAUUGCACUUUUUGAGCAUUGCCACACGCUUUCUUCACUUGAUGUUUCACAUUUUUAUUGCUGGACUGAGGAUCUUCCACCAGCAUUUGAAGCAUACCCAUCUAUUGGAGCUUGUCUUUUCCGUCUCAAUAUUCUCAAAAAUUCUUCGGCUGAUGGAUUCAAGUCCCAUGAGCUUUUAGCCAUUACUGCUUUCUGUCCAAACCUCCGUGAAUUUCUUGCAACAUGUACAUUUGACCAUAGAUUCAUUGGAUUUGUUGGCGAUCAAACCUUGCUUGCUCUUGCUUCAAAUUGUCCUUCCCUUUCGGUCCUUCACCUCGUUGAUGCUACUUCCUUGUCCAAGGUAAGGGCGGACCCAAAUGAUGAGGGUUACACAUCUGAAGAUGCUAGUAUUAGCCAUGCCACACUUGCAGAUGUAUUUGCUGGAUUGCCACUGCUUGAGGAGUUGGUUCUCGAUGUUUGCCACAAUGUUAGGGAGGCCUGGCCAGCGUUGGAGGUGCUUAACUCAUGGUGCCCCAGGCUUAAAUCCUUGAAGUUGGGACAAUUCCACGGAAUCUGCAGGAGUAUAGAUUAUCGACCAGAUGGGGUGGCCCUAUGCCAAGGGUUGGAAUCUUUGUCCAUCAAGAACUCUGCUGACUUAACUGAUACCGCUUUGGUAGCCAUCUCCCUUGGCUGCCUGAGACUCUCCAAGUUUGAAGUUCUAGGAUGCAACAGAAUCACAGUAAUAGGGAUGUGGAAAUUGACUCAUGCUCUUCAGAAAACCUUGGUUGAUGUGAAAAUUUGUGACUGCAAAAAUUUCGAUGUAGUUUCAUCGUUGCAGGCACUGGAACCAAUUCGAGAUCGGAUAGAACGGCUCCACAUAGAUUUCGUAUCGGAAAGUGUUGUACAAUCAGAAGGCCAGACAGGCAGUUCAAACCAACCAGGUGGAUUCGAGAACUUCGAGGCAGGGAAACGGGGCAUCAUCAGGGAAGAAAAAAGCUUGGGAAAGAAAUGCAAGUCCUAUGCUAUUGGCAAUGACAACUUAUUCUCGUCUAGAACUUGGAACAAGCUACACUAUCUUUCCCUUUGGGUUGCUGCAGGUGAGUUGCUCACUCCAUUAUCUUUGGCAGGUUUAGAUGAUUGUCCUGCACUGGAAGAGAUAGAUAUAAAAAUUGAAGGUGAUUGCAGGGACCAACCAAGGCCUUCCAUGGAUGCAUUUGGGCUGAGUUCCUUGGCCUGCUAUCCAAGGCUUUCAAGGAUGCACCUGGACUGUAGUGGAGUGAUAGGUUAUGCUCUUACUGCUCCUUCGGGACGCGCAGAUUUGAGCUUGUGGGAGAGAUUUUUCCUUAGUGGAAUUGAGAAUUUGCAUCUUAAUGAGCUCAACUAUUGGCCUGCACAGGACAGGGAUGUCAAUCAGAGAAGCCUUUUUCUCCCAGCUGCAGGAUUGCUCGCACAGUGUGGGACUCUAAGAAAACUUUUCAUUCACGGAACAGCAAAUGAACAUUUCAUGAUGUUUCCCCUGAGAAUUCCAACUCUAAGGGAUGUACAACUUAGAGAAGAUUAUUACCCCGCGCCAGAGAAUGAUACAAGAACGGAGAUGAGAGUAUACUCGUGCUGUCGAUUUGAGGAUGCUCUGAAUAGCCGUCAGCUGCCUGAUUAGAAAAUUGGUGGCGUCGGAGAGUUGCUAAAUGCUAAUUUCUGCAUGACUUUCUCUCCUUUUAUCAUUGCUUCCCCCUUUAAGCUGGUGGAGCAUAACUUAUCCAAUAAAAUAUAAUGGCGACGCAUAUGACUACAAAGAUUUGGAAUCUCACUAGAGUAUACACAUAGCUAGGAAAAAAUAUGUGGUGUUGGGAAUUUGGAGUAUUUGAAUUAGUCCAUAAAUGGAUACAAAAUGU